AUGGCUACCACACUAUCCCUUAAGGAGCUGUCUAAAGCCAUCAAGGAGUUCAUCGUUGAGCCAACCGUGCCUCUGCCCGAGGAGAUCGUCGCGACGAUUGCUGCCUACCAGCGGAGGCACGAGAAAUACGACGACGCCGCAUCCGAUCGCCUGCAGGAGGAGCUGCUCCUCAUCUUCGAUAAGAAUGUUCGGGGAAACCCUGCUGCGUCCUGCGCCUGGAUGGGCAUCCUGCGCCGGCUCCUGAGAGUGCUGCAGACCCCCGAGCGAAUACUUGUGUGGCUGGAGGCUUGCAAGGGAAUGCUCGACAAGACAGACUUCAAUAAACAUAUCGUUGACGAGGCUAUGGACACUCUAAAUGAGAUUGUUGCCAUUGCCGACGAGUACCACGAUGGCGCCGGCAACGAUUUUGCCUCAAACCCUCUGAUUGAUAGACUUUUCGAGAUAUGGAUGGAAGACUUUCAGCCAGCUCACUUUGAAGGCUUCCUGCCGUCGCAGCAUACCCAGAAGAUGAUAGGUGAUGCGCUAGGGCAGUUUGGGAAGAAACGACCAAAGGCACGUAUACCUCAUCCCAUACAAGACACUUCAACUGCAGUCCUUUCGGCUGCGCUAACCGCUCUCGCCAUGCUGUUGCCGCACAUGCCUAGCUCUCUCGUGCCACAUUUGCCUACUCUCUUCAACAUUUACACCAGAAUGCUCUUCUGGGAAGCUUCAGAGUCGCCUUCGCAUGAGUCCGAACAGACAAAUCGGUGGGAGGUGAUUGCAUACGAUCCGGAGACGGAAGAUGCCCACGUAUCUCAUUUGGACAAUUAUUACACAAUCUUAUAUGGUCUGUAUCCUAUAAACUUUAUGGAUUACAUUCGCAAACCACAGAGAUAUAUACGGCACGCAAACCUGCCUAACGCCGACGAGAUUGAAGUACAGCCUACCGAGAUUCGGCAUCGAUCGGAGCGGUUUAGGAGAAGCCACUUGCUGCAUCCAAAUUUCUUCACGUACACGAUUGAAACUGAAAAGACGGAUUUGGGGCGAUGGAUUAAGAGUGAGGCUGCCGAAGUCGUGACUGAAUGCAUGGCGCUGUGCGUUACACAAACAAGCCAAUUAUUUCCUGACCACCUGGAGCUGCCACAUGCCCCGGAGUCCUCAGCUCAGGUCCCCAACGACGAACUGAGCCAGGAGAGGUCGGAUCCGGGCUUGCUGAGCAGUUCAGUAACCAAGGUGAAUUCGUGGAGAAACUCUCACAUAUCCAGCACAGAAUCUGCCACUAGCGAUGGCGCGCCGUCUACCUUGAUGAGGCGUGGAUCCCAGUCGAGCCAACAUUCGGGGAGGGACUCUGUCGAAGCGUCGCGCUUUAAGGAUUUAGCUGGCAUCGAUAGCCCGUCAGGGGCCCAGCUUCUCCAAUCGGCUUCUCAUACCCAGCUUCAAGACCUCAUUAGAUCAAAUAAGGUUAUCAAAAGCAGUCUUCACCAAUCGUUGGCAAAUGAUAGCGUGCCGUCUCUCGCUCUGAGCCACCAAGAGUCUACAGCUGAUACUAGACCGUUGACGACAAUGACGCUGCCUGCGCAGGCCCAUACGCCCGUAUCCGCAGGAGAUGUGAGCAGCGCUCAAAUUGCCCAUCUCCAAGGACGGCUUCUCUUGCUGCAAAAUGAUCUUAGCUUCGAGAGGUAUCUCAAGCUGCAGCACAUGGCUCACAUUGGCGAGCUCAGACGGCGACAGAUGGCGGAAGCUGCUACGGAGGCAGAGAUGCAGAACCUGAUCAUGAUGAAUAGGAACCUCAAAAGAAGCUACGAAGAAGCUAAGCAGGCCGAGAUGCAAGUCCGCAAGGAGUCGGAAAAUCGCCGCGCCAUAGCAAAGAAGUGGGAGGCAGACCUCGCAAACAAGCUGAAAAAUCUUAGGGAAGAAUCAAAGAAGAUGCAGACGGAGUCUGAGUACAUUCGAAAAGAGCUUGAAGAGAAGAGGCAAGAGUGCGAAAAGCUGCGCAAGCUUGUAUGCGACGCCGAAGUGAAGGAAUUGAAUGCGAGACAAAACAUGCAGUCGAUUGAGAUACAUGGCGCCGAGAUUGACAGGCUCAAGGCAGAGGUUGAGCGACUCUCAUUAUCUGAACGGGACUAUCAGGCAAAAGAGGUCGAACGGCAAGCCUCUAUCAACGCGGCUGAGGAUGCCCAGAAUCAGAUGGAAAUGUUGAAGAUGAAGUUGAGCGCCAAAGAGGUGGAUUUUGAGCGAAUGAAGAAGCUUUUCCAUGGCCAGGCGACUGAGCUUCAGGCGCAGCUCUCGGCAGCUCUGGAGGAGCGAAAUAAGCGACCUGCUGCGGCAGUGAACGCUGCAGUUGAGGCUUCACUUGAAGCAAGCCGUGCCAAGCAGGCUGAGAUGCAGAAGCAGUAUAACUUACUGUCGCGCAAAUACACAGCACUGCAGUCGUCCUUGCUGGAUAUGCAGUUGGAGGCAUCGGUUACAACGGGGAAGUCGAGCAUAGCAGAAGGUGAAGAUGAUGGCAUGCUGUCGCCUACGGGCCCAAUGUCAAUAAGGUCAAGACCAGUCCAGCUUCUGUCAGCGACUGAACACGCUGAGGGAGCAGCGUCAUCGCUCGGCUCGCACCCGGGGACGCCGACAUCCUCUGUGCUGCAGCCGCUACAACCCACGAGCUCCGCGGGGACAGGAGAGACAGAUGGUAAGGCUUCAUCGCUCAAUCUGUCGGUGAGCCCGGAAAGAAGUUACUUUGGCAGUAUGAUCCGCAGAGAUAGUAAGGAAAAAGCCAAGGAUGAGUCUGGCAAGCCUAAGAAGGAAAAGAAGUCCAUUGGCUUGAGAGGAAUUAGGGGAUUUGUUAAUAGCUAA
Molecule: messenger RNA, 2826 nt
Organism: Trichoderma gamsii
Lineage: Eukaryota; Fungi; Ascomycota; Sordariomycetes; Hypocreales; Hypocreaceae
Exons: 4
Coding region: 1-2826 (941 amino acids)
Biological process (GO): negative regulation of TOR signaling; regulation of cell cycle
Cellular component (GO): TSC1-TSC2 complex
Source: RefSeq, a predicted model, not a curated record